GGGGCGGGCGGCAGCCGCCAUGUCGCGGGACGGCGCCUCGGCCGAGGUGAGCCGGCGGCGGGGUGCGGAGGGGGCGAGCGCUGAGUUGGCAGGCCCACGUCUAGAAAGUACUUCACCAUCAUUUUCCUCUACUCCCCACAAUGAGAGAUCUGGAGACUCCAAUUCAUUACUGUGUGGAGAAGCACCACCUGAAAAAGAUGAGAAGAAAGAUAUCAACAGUGACAUGAAACUGUCAGUGGAGGAUAAUAGUAGGAAACCUGCUGCUCUGAUAGUAGCAAUGACCACCACAGCACACGAGAGAACAAAGUUAGAGAGGUCAGCAGAUGACAGUUCAUAUGAGGAGAGAAUUGUGCAAGAGCCAGUAGGAACAGCUGCAAUACAAGAAUUACCAGUGGAUGGUGAGUCCAACCGUGGGGAGGUGAAGAACACUUCAGAGGAUUCUGGGCAGAAACAAAGUGGAACAACGAAAGCAGUUCUACAGAGCUCAAAAUCCUCGUCUUGCAAGUUUCUGCCUUCUGCACACUUAAAGGAAAAAGUGAAAGCUGUUCCAUCAGCUGCAACUGUUCCACCUCGCUAUUUGGGAACAUUAAAGGUUUUAGAGGAUAAACACUUGCAGAAGAACAAUGCAGAAUUUGACAGAGCAGAUAGUUUGCGAGCAGCUGUUUUCCAGAACUGGAUGGAAAAGAAAAGAGCCUUUCUACUGGAAUUAAAGAGAGCUGAGAAGAAAAAAGCUGAGGAGCUGAGGAAUGAUACUGAAAAGAAAGAAGCCGUUAAAAGAGAGGAAGCAGAUGCAUCUUUUAAAUCCUGGAAAGCAAUGAAAGCAAGAGAAGCAAAGAAGUUGAAUGAAGAAAAGAAGCUUGAGAAACUGAAGGAAAAGGAAGCAGCAGAACAGAAUGCAGAAAGAGCAGAAGCAGCACAGAAGGCGUUUGAAAAAUGGAAAGAGAAAAAAACAGAAUAUUUGAGAGAGAAAGGCAGACAGGAAGAACAGUCUGAAAGAAUCAGGAAGAAGAAAGAAGAGGAAUUAGCUGCAGAAAAGAAGAGAGACAGCAUAUCAGCAGUUGAAAAAUGGAAUGAUAAAAAAAGGGAGUAUAUGAAACAGAAGAAGGCAGAAAAAGUCAGAGAGAGAAGAAAAAAAGAAAUACAACAGGCAGAGAAGGAUGAAAAAGAUAAAAUGGCCAGAGAAGAAUACGAAAGAUGGCUGGGAAACAUGUUGAGGAGAGAGCAACUUCAGAAGAAGCAGAAGAACCUCCGUGUUGUGCAUAGGAAUGAAGUGCCUUUUCCGUGGAUCCCACCUGGCAAAGUCACCUAUACAAAGAACUACUGAGCAGCCUAUUGCCCUCUGUACAAAGAGAUAAUCUGCUUAUGAUCUCAAGACUAGUCUGUUAUUUCAGUUUUUCACUGAAUCCAUGAUAGAUGUUAUAUCCUUUCUUUUUAAUUUAUUUGAUCUCUGGAGUUGAAAUGGGUUUCUUGUCCUAUUCCAUGACAUUAACAAAUGCACUAAUUUUUGUAAUUCUGCAUUUAACUUAGUUUUGUUCAAUGUUGUGUUACUCCAUUCCUUCUUGGUGAAGGUGGAUAAUCAAGAGAUGUGAGGCUAGA
This is a messenger RNA of Tympanuchus pallidicinctus (lesser prairie-chicken), 1596 nucleotides long. RefSeq names its product microtubule associated protein 9 (gene MAP9). The record is from RefSeq and is a predicted model, not a curated record. NCBI's taxonomy places the organism in Eukaryota, Metazoa, Chordata, Aves, Galliformes, Phasianidae. Gene Ontology annotation, biological process: mitotic spindle assembly; regulation of mitotic cytokinesis; mitotic cytokinesis. Gene Ontology annotation, molecular function: microtubule binding. The transcript is spliced from 10 exons. Gene Ontology annotation, cellular component: astral microtubule. The coding region runs from base 20 to 1324 and encodes 434 amino acids.